This is a messenger RNA of Choloepus didactylus (southern two-toed sloth), 3916 nucleotides long. RefSeq names its product acyl-CoA synthetase bubblegum family member 2 (gene ACSBG2). Gene Ontology annotation, molecular function: long-chain fatty acid-CoA ligase activity. Gene Ontology annotation, cellular component: endoplasmic reticulum; membrane. The transcript is spliced from 16 exons. Lineage: Eukaryota; Metazoa; Chordata; Mammalia; Pilosa; Megalonychidae. The record is from RefSeq and is a predicted model, not a curated record. The coding region runs from base 684 to 2903 and encodes 739 amino acids.
GCCGCCGCUUGGCCGAGGAGCGCAGGGCCGCGCGUUGGGUAAGGAGGGGCCCCAGGUAGCGGCCGCGCCUUUCGGCGGCUCCAGCUACUUUCUUUGCCUUUACGGGGAGGGAGGGAGCUCUUACUGUUUAUGGGGAUUUGGGGAGGUAUGGCCCCCUCUAACCACCUCCCCACUCCUGCCUCAGUCUUCUGGGGCGUGGAAACAGGCUCCCUCCACGCUUCUCUCUUACCUAGACAUGGAGCUCUCGUGCCCGGAGCGCCAUCCCUGGGGACCCCCUUGCACUGUUGGGCAGCUCCCCGCUGAUCCAGCCGGCGUUCCCUGCGCGCUGACCUGUGCGCCCCGGAGCGCACCGAGCUGGGCGCUGGGGAGGGAGGGGCAGGGCCGUUCGCUCGGGUCCCUUUGCUCCGACCGCAGCUCCCAGUCCAGGUCAACGGACUUGGGAGGUGACCUGGGGCCGGCGGGAACCCCGGGGACCCUCAGGCGGGCUAGGCAAGCGCGGUCAGAGGCGGCGCCCGCUCGGAGCCACGUGGAGUCGGGCGCCAGCGCCCACUGGGUUCCAGGAACCCAGACCUCCACGUUGCCGGGCGUCCGGAGCGGGCCACCCAGCUGGGACGUGAGUUCCAACCCUGGCUUCUCAGUUAAAUUACAUUUGCUCUCUGGACCUCAGUUUCCCCAUCUGUAAAAUGGAGCGAAAGAUCUGCCGCCCAGGCUGGUCUUGGAGAGGCAAGAUGUCUGGUGAGGCCAGCUGGGGUGGUACAGCAACAGAAUCUGGAGCCAGCCCCGAGUUCUUGGGGCCCGACACCCCGCUGCCUGGUGAGGCGGUCUUGGAGGCCUUCCAGGUGACCCACGCUGCCAGUUCUGUGAACGAUGAUCCCUGUGGACCUGGAAGGGCUACAACUCCAGCCACUCAAGGAGAGGAAGCAGAAGACCUUGAAGUAGACAUGGAUAAAAUAAAAGCUACUCCCCAGCUGUGGACGAUCCAUCGUGAUGGUGAAGUUCUUCUGAGGUUAUCAAAGCACGGGCCAGGCCAUGAGGCUCCAAUGACCAUUCCUGAAUUUUUGCGGGAGUCAGUCAACCGAUUCGGGACUUAUCCAGCCCUUGCAUCAAAGAACAACGACGUUUGGGAAUAUCUGAAUUACAACCAGUACUACGAGGCUUGUCGGAAGGCUGCAAAAGCUUUCCUCAAGCUGGGCUUGGAGCGUUUCCAAGGAGUUGGCUUCCUGGGGUUUAACUCAGCCGAGUGGUUUAUUGCUGCACUUGGUGCCAUCUUAGCAGGGGGACUUUGUGUUGGCAUUUAUGCCACAAACUCUGCUGAGGCCUGUCAAUACAUCAUCAAUCACUCCAAAGUGAACAUCUUACUGGUUGAAAAUGACCAACAGUUACAGAAAAUCCUUUCGAUUCCAAAAGCCAGGAUGGAGACCUUAAAAUCCAUCAUCCAGUACAAGAGUCCAAUAAAGGACACCGGUACCAACCUGUAUUCCUGGGAUGAUUUCAUGGAACUUGGCGACACUAUUCCCGACACCCAGCUGGAACAGGUUAUGGCCAGCCAGAAGGCCAAUCAGUGCGCACUUCUCAUCUACACCUCAGGGACCACGGGCAACCCCAAAGGGGUCAUGCUGAGCCAUGACAACAUCACGUGGUUGGCUGGUGCAGCGGCGAGAGACUGCAACCUGUGUUGCCCCCCAGUAAAGCAAGAGGUUGUGAUCAGCUACCUUCCCCUCAGCCACAUUGCAGCACAAAUGAUGGACCUCUGGAUACCCAUUAAGGUCGGGGGUCUCACUUUCUUUGCUCAACCGGAUGCUCUCAAGGGAAGUUUGGUGAAUACUCUACAGGAGGUGAAACCUACUGCCUUCCUGGGGGUGCCCCGAGUCUGGGAGAAGAUGCAGGAGAAGAUAAAGGAAACUGGUAGCAAGUCUUCAAACUUGAAGAAGAGAGUGGUUUCAUGGGCGAAGAUGGUUGGCUUAAAGGUCAAUAUGAAGAAGAUGCUGGGGUCACAUGAGAACCCCAUGAGCUUCCGAAUGGCGAAAGCCUUGGUGUUCAGCAAAGUCCGGAGUGCCCUCGGCUUCGACCGCUGCCACCUUUUUGUUAGUGGGGCUGCACCGCUCUCCCAGGACACCGCCGAGUUCUUUCUAAGCUUGGACAUCCCUAUAGUUCAGAUGUACGGGAUGAGUGAGAGCUCUGGACCACACACAGUAUCCACCCAGGAGAAUCACAAGAUUCUAAGCUGUGGCAAGGUUGUAACUGGCUGCAGGAACAAGCUGCAUGAGCAGACCAAGGAUGGCACUGGGGAGGUCUGCUUUUGGGGCCGACACGUCUUCAUGGGCUACUUGGAAAGAGAAGAUGCAACCAGAGAAGCCAUCGAUGAAGAGGGCUGGCUGCACUCGGGGGACCUCGGCCGCGUGGACAGCCAGGGUUUCCUCUACAUCACCGGCCGCAUCAAAGAAAUCCUCAUCACUGCUGGUGGAGAGAACGUCCCCCCAGUCCCCAUCGAGGACUUGGUGAAGGAGAAGCUUCCCAUCGUUAGUCAUGCCAUGCUGGUGGGAGACAAGGCGAAAUUUCUGAGCAUGCUGCUGACAUUGAAGUGCCUGACGGACCCGACAAGUGGGGAGCCGCUGGACAAACUGACGUUGGAGGCUGCCAGCUUCUGCCAGAAGCUGGGCAGCCAGGCGGCCACCGUGAGUGACAUCGUGGGACCGCAGGACCCCUUGGUGUUCGCAGCCAUUCAGAGGGGCAUCGAUGCUGUGAAUCGGGAAGCCACUUCCAAUGCCCAGAAGAUUCAGAAGUGGGCCAUUUUGGAGAAGGACUUCUCCAUCGCUGGCGGAGAGCUCGGUCCAACGUCAAAACUUAAGAGAUAUUUCGUAACCCAAAAAUACAAGGCAGAAAUUGACAACUUCUACAACUGACUUCUUCAGCGGAGCUGCUCUCGGCUGCCCUGACGCCUCAAACAGGAAGAUCCCAUAUCAUGUGAUGUGAUUGAAGUUUUUGGCCAGAGGUUCUUCUUCUGGUUUCUAAGAAGCCACGCUGCCUGUAGUCUGUCUCUUGAUCAUCCGUCCAUCAAAAAAGGGUUCCUGGAAGUUUCUGCCCUGCUGUUCAAAACGACAGGCUCAUCGUAGAUCUUUGAGUUCAUAUAAACCAACAAGCCAUUGAUCCCAGGGAAGCUUAUUGGGAAGUCUGUGAUGGACCACCAGUUUUAGAAGCAACAUCUGACCUUCGUGGUUCCAAAUGGAAUUUUUUUCUUCUCCCUAGAAAGCUGAAUGAGCCAGAAAGAAAAGCCUUUGCAAGUUUGAAGAAGUGGGUCCCCCAAACCCACUCGCCCACCGGGAAGAAACUUGGAAGCCCCUCCAAUAAGUUCUGAUAAUAAAGAACUCCAGUAUCCCAUGUCCCAAUUUUUGGCCAGGAGAGAGCAUUUGGUCCUUUGUCAGGUGCAGUGGUGAGAGACUCAGACUUGGAAAGCAGUUCUGGGUCCAGAUUCUGACUUUCUGUGUGUGAUUUCAACUUUCUGAGGCGUAGCGGAGGUUUUUGGUCUGUAUAAACAGAAUUCAUGUUACAGGGGAGCUUUAAGAGUUGCUGAGAUAACAUACGGGGCACAGUGUCUGACCCCCGAAAGCCCUCUGUUCCAUUGAGGCAUCUUGUCUAAGUUUGCCUGAGCUGCUAUGACAAAUACUGCACAGUGAGUUGACUUCAAUAAUAAACAUUUGUUGGGCUCACAGUUAGUGACUAGAAGUUCAAAAUCUUUGUCAUACUUUCUUCCAGAGAAUGUGGCUUUCUGGUGCUGACCUACCACAAUCCUUGGGGAUUCCUAAAUAUAUAAAUUACAUAUUUAAAUUAUAAAAUUACUGUAUUACUUUAUGAUAUAAAAUAUUUUAUUAAUCUAACAUUUUUUCAUUUUUCAUUAAAAUGUUUCCAUUAAAAUUUA